Messenger RNA from Quercus robur (English oak), 873 nucleotides. RefSeq lists its product as uncharacterized. NCBI's taxonomy places the organism in Eukaryota, Viridiplantae, Streptophyta, Magnoliopsida, Fagales, Fagaceae. The coding region runs from base 110 to 637 and encodes 175 amino acids. The record is from RefSeq and is a predicted model, not a curated record. The transcript has 6 exons. Gene Ontology annotation, molecular function: calcium ion binding.
GAGUGUGGACAAGUAUUGUAUUGUCUUGGCAUUUUGGAUCUUCACUAAGUACUGUACUUAGUUAUUAGCCUCUCCUCCUCAUCACUCCAGCAACCUUAAUAAAACAAACAUGGGAAACACAUCAUCAAUGCUUACUCAGUACGACAUCGAAGAAGUUCAGGAACACUGCAACCACACCUUUUCGCAGCAGGAGAUAGUGUCACUGUACCAAAGGUUCUGCCAACUCGAUCGCAAUGGCUCUGGUUUCAUCUCUGCUGAGGAGUUCUUGUCCGUACCUGAAUUCGCUGUCAACCCUCUCUCUCAGAGAUUGUUGAGGAUGUUGGAUGGAUUGAACUUCAAGGAAUUUGUAGCAUUCUUGUCUGCAUUUAGUCCUCAUGCCACCUUGCAGCAGAAAGUUGAAUUUAUUUUUAAGGUGUAUGAUUCGGAUGGCAAUGGGAAAGUCACAUUCAGUGACAUGUUGGAAGUUUUGCGGGAUUUGUCAGGACAAUUUAUAUCUGAACCACAGAGGGAGCAAGUUCUGACCCAUGUCCUUGAGGAAGCAGGCUACACAAAGAAUUCUUUGUUGGGUUUGUCUGACUUCAUGAAGAUUCUUGGCAAUACUGGUUUGAAGAUGGAGGUCGAAGUUCCAGUGGAUUAAAGUGAGGGUAGUAAUAAUUUCUCAUUUGAUUGUGUUCCAUUAUAGUACUUGUAUUGCACCAUUCUGCUAAUGGAACCAUGGGCAAGGCAAUGGUUGUAAAUGUACCUAAUUAAUAAACUUGGAAGAUCUUAAAAAUAUGGUAAACUGUGAAUAACUUUUCAAUUUUCAACUUGGGAGGAUAGUUUAGACCUCGUUGGUUGAUUUUAUAGCGAAUUAAAUCAACUUGUUAAGUUAAA